UUAUCUGUUAUUUUCCUGUCUGGUAAAUGGCUAAUGUAUAAGGCACAUAUGUCCCAAACGUUAAUGCAAUAUUGUCGAAGAACUCAAAGCUUCAUUAUUAUGGAUAUCAUUGUAUUUACUCUUUUUGUGUUACUGGCUGGUGCGACUGCUCUGCCGUCUGAAUUAAAAAGAAACGAGUUAAAAACGAGCAGGAGCCUUGAUGAAACCGUUCGCCUCAUGCUUGAAGGUGUGAUUCAUCAGGCGAAAUCUUUUGAUCCUUAUUCAGUAGAAUCCGCUUCCGAUGGAUAUACUUUUCCAGUACCUGGUGUCUUCUCAGCUGUUGGUUCUGUGGAGGAUUUUGUGCUAUCAGGAUUCAGUGACAUUGAAAUAGUUGAUGUUACAUUCAUUGUUACCACCUUAAGUGUUGAAGUACGUCUUACUGGAUUUAUGGCAUCUAUUGGUAAUGCAGUUGCAGAUGUGAACGUCUUUAAUCGUAAUAUCAAUGGUCAGUUAAACGGAAGCGUGGCUGUCAACGAUAUUCGUUUAAAACUAGUGGCGGAUCUAGGUAAUCUGGCAGAGCAUUUGGAAUUUUCAUUCCAUAUUGGAGAUAUUCGAUCGGACCUUAACGUACGGAUCAACGAACGUGACCUUUCUGACGUCGUCAACAAUUGGCUCGGCAACACUAUGCCAGCAACUCUAGAAAAAUAUGAGGAACAACUGAGCCGUAUCAUCGCAAGACAACUGAAACCGAUCAUCGAACGUAUUUUUUAAGAAACAUAUUGAAAUGUAUGAAAAAAGUAAUUCGAAAAUAAAUGAAUUCCGUUGAAGUGCAUCACAAAUAGGUACCUGUCUUGUUUUUUUAUAUCUAAGUCAUUAGUGAAACCGAUUGGCAUUGCUAUUUUGGGUUCAGACUUUAUUCUGAAA
Molecule: messenger RNA, 903 nt
Organism: Papilio xuthus (Asian swallowtail)
Lineage: Eukaryota; Metazoa; Arthropoda; Insecta; Lepidoptera; Papilionidae
Exons: 8
Coding region: 34-750 (238 amino acids)
Biological process (GO): multicellular organismal reproductive process
Source: RefSeq, a predicted model, not a curated record